Cylindrotheca closterium is the source of this 1029-nucleotide messenger RNA. The record is from the annotation of a GenBank genome assembly. NCBI's taxonomy places the organism in Eukaryota, Bacillariophyta, Bacillariophyceae, Bacillariales, Bacillariaceae.
AUGACAAGCUCCAACGACAACCCAACCGAGCCAGACCCCUCGAAAGAGAAACUAGACCAAGUCUUUGCUUUAAUCAAAGAUGGAAAAAUCAUAAGAGAGACAGACCUCUGGGGUGCGGCGAACAAGUUCAGAGAGGCGCGAACGCUACUGGAACUACUCGCAACUGAGCAUCCUCGAUCAACAGAUGAAGAGAAGCAGAUUGCUACACUCUACGAACGACAAGCAUGGGAAUAUCUGAAAGAGUCACGUCAGUGUCUGAUAGAAGCCAUGAAGGCUGAAAAAGAACGGGAUGAGAUGGAAGAGAGUACCACUUUCUUGACUCUAACUGACGACGAAUCUACUGCACGACUAAACACAUUUUCAUCCCUAUUCUCGCGGAAAUUGGAAGCUGAGCCAGAAGAACUUACAAUGGAAAAUCAAGUCUCUCUUGAAGAACGAUUGAGAAAUCUGAACCAGUCAUUGCCGAGUGGCUUCAAGACUUCUGAAGAACGUAUGAGUGACCUCAACAAAGGGUUAAACAGAUUAGGAUUGUCAAUGUAUGAGCAGAAGACUCCAUUUUCACGAUUCAUUGAAGAUUCUAUUCCAAAAGAUGAGGAUGAUCAAGUCGCAGAGAUUAUGGCUCAGGCCAAAGAUGAAGUCCAUUUUGAAAAUGUCUUGGCUCAGAACUCAACAACUGGGAUGGUCAAGAAGUCGAAUGACGAUGACAGCAUUUCUGAUGUUGAAGACGACAGUGACAGCGACAGCGAUGGGGACGAGUUACUGAGUGAUGAGCAGUUAGCGAUGAAGAAAGUGAGAAGGAGAGUGGUCUUGGCACAAAUGAAACUCGCCGAAUUGGUUGCAUUGAUUGAUGAGGCAAAGGGUAUCCAAGCAAACGAAGAGAAAAAGGAAGAAGAAGCGGCGUUGACGGUAAACGAUGAUUCAUCGGAAGAUAUAUCGAAGCCUGAUUUAGAAGCACACUUUGCUUCAGCAAAAAAGAAACUGAGAGCCGCGCGAAAAGAUUUGAGAAAAGCAACAGAGGAAUGGUUUUGA